Messenger RNA from Candidozyma haemuli, 957 nucleotides. RefSeq lists its product as uncharacterized. Lineage: Eukaryota; Fungi; Ascomycota; Pichiomycetes; Serinales; Metschnikowiaceae. Gene Ontology annotation, molecular function: L-ornithine transmembrane transporter activity. The transcript has a single exon. Gene Ontology annotation, biological process: mitochondrial L-ornithine transmembrane transport. The record is from RefSeq and is a predicted model, not a curated record. The coding region runs from base 1 to 957 and encodes 318 amino acids.
AUGCUCCAUAGUGUGAUCAAGAAGGAAGGCUGGAAAUUCAUACCCGAUCAAGUACUUCCGCCCUUUAUUGCCAACUCUGCCACUGGUAUUAUCCUAUAUGGCUCAUACUUGACAGCCCUCGACUAUUUCGAUAAGAAUAGGGACCAGCUGAACCUCAACAGAAAAGACUACUAUUAUCCACCUUCGGAUACAUGGAGGGCUGGUUUCGUGGCUGGAGCUAUGCAAUCGCUAGCUGCUGCGCCAGUUGACGCUAUCUUUACAAGACUGUCUAUGGCUGAGGUCAUGAGCGGAAAGCAUCAGAAUCUAUGGGUGUUUGGUUGGGAAAAAUUGAAGGAAGUUGGUUUCAUUGGUGUGUUCGCAGGUUAUGGGUUCUCACUUAUCAAAGAGAGUUUGGGGUUUGCAUUUUAUUUUUCAACGUUUGAGAUUGUAAAGACGAGAGGUUACAGUUUGACUUAUAGAGUGAUUUCGUCUUACCGUCGGUUCAAGCAGAAGCUAAGAGACAAGUUCUCGUUCAUACACAUGUCAUCAAAAAACCAGGAAACAGAUGCCCAGUUGCUACGGUUCGAACAAAAUCGUCUGAUGAAGAUUCUUAAAUCUUCGUUUAUUCUCCUAGCUGGCGCCUCGGCCGCCUUUUCCCUUCUAGCAGUUCAAUACCCUAUAUCUAAGGUGCAGAAGAUCCAUCUACAUCGGUUAGAAGCAUUAGACAUUUAUUCUGCGACGAUGCAUAAGCAGCAGCGAAGAUUCUUUAAAAUCUACUACAACUCCUAUGUCGAUACUUUUCAGCAUUGUAUCGCCAUCAAAAGGAAAAGCAAGCAAACGUGGUUCAAGCUCGCCUACAAAGGGUUUGCUAGGAAUGCUUUGACAACCAUUCCAGCCACAUCCGUUGGUCUACUUGUUUUCGAGAUCAUGCGUACCCGUCUCUCUGAUAACAUUGAUGAGCUCAGUGAGCGGUUAUGA